CGUUGGGUGGGAAAAGGAACCCAGGGGAGCUGCUCCGCAGCUGGGUGUGAGCGAGCUGUGCGCACCGGCCGGAAACCCGGCGCAGGCGCGCGGGAGCCCCGCCCCACGCCUGGAAGGGUCCCAGACGGGGGGCGGGCCCGGGGCGGAGCCUGCGGCCGCGGGAAUCCCAAACCCGCCCCUUUCCCCACCCCUCCACUUCUCGCCAUGGCCCCUGCACUGCUCCUGAUCCCUGCUGCCCUCGCUUCUUUCAUCCUGGCCUUUGGCACUGGAGUGGAGUUCGUACGCUUUACCUCCCUUCGGCCACUUCUUGGAAGAAUCUCGGAGUCUGGCAGUCCGGAUGCCCGCCAGGGAUGGCUGGCUGCCCUGCAGGACCAAAGCAUCCUUGUCCCGCUGUUUUGGGAUCUGGGGCUCCUGUUACUGUUUGUGGGGCAGCACAGCCUCAUGGCAACUGAGACCGUGAAGGAAUGGAUGUCCCGGUACUUUGGGGUCCUUCAGAGGUCACUGUACGUGGCAUGCACUGCCCUGGCCUUGCAGCUGGUGAUGCGGUACUGGGAGCCCGUGCCCAGGGGUCCUGUGUUGUGGGAGACUCGGACUGAGCCGUGGGCCACUUGGGUGCCCCUCCUCUGCUUUGUCCUCCACGUCAUUUCCUGGCUCCUCAUCUUCAGCAUCCUUCUCGUCUUCGACUAUGCAGAGCUCAUGGGCCUGAAACAGGUGUACUACCAUGUGCUGGGGCUGGGCGAGCCUCUGGCCCUGAAGUCGCCCCGGGCUCUGAGACUCUUCUCCCACCUGCGCCAUCCAGUGUGCGUGGAGCUGCUGACUGUGCUAUGGGUGGUACCCACCCUGGGCACUGACCGCCUGCUCCUUGCUCUCCUCCUUACCCUCUACCUGGGCCUGGCUCAUGGACUGGACCAGCAUGAUCUCCGCUACCUCCGGGCCCAGCUACAAAGAAAACUCCACCUGCUCUCCCGGCCCCAGGAUGGGGAGGCCGAGUAAGGGGUUAACCCUGGUUGCAAGCCCUGUACUUCCUCUCUCCCUCCUAUCCCAAAUUCCCUUAACAUCCAGGCCUUGACUGCUUCAGACCAGAGCCCCAAAUCAAUGGACUGAAGGAGUGGUCCCAUUCCUUGCUUGAGCCUCCACUCCUUGGUUCCAGCUCCAUACUGAAUUUCAGCCAUUGGACUCCAAGGGCCACUUCUUACCAGCCAGGAAGAAGGAGUGGCUGGGAACCUAUCCCUCUACUUACAGUUCAGGGCUUGACCUUCCAUUAACAAUUUCCUCACCAAGAGAAGAGUCUGGCUUGACCACUCCCUUAGCCCUGUUACUACCCUCUGCGCCUCAGGGAUCCUUUCUCCACGUCUAGCUCCCUCCCAGGAGCUGGACCAAGGCCCACUGUCUGGCCUUUCCAGCUCCCUAGGCCCCGCCCCUAGGCUCCAUCCUCCUGAACCUAGUUGAGCGGUUUCUUUCGCUCUUAGCUAAGGUGACUAAAGGCUCCCUGCUCUCCCGAGGAACUCGCGCUACAGGAAAAUAAAAUUCAGUCUGGUUUUUCUACGUGUA
This is a messenger RNA of Bubalus bubalis (water buffalo), 1551 nucleotides long. RefSeq names its product nurim (gene NRM). Bases 205 to 993 code for a protein of 262 amino acids. Gene Ontology annotation, cellular component: nuclear membrane. The transcript is spliced from 4 exons. Lineage: Eukaryota; Metazoa; Chordata; Mammalia; Artiodactyla; Bovidae. The record is from RefSeq and is a predicted model, not a curated record.